GACUGUCUCUACUAACUCCAGUGUGGUGCAGGGUCAGUAAAAGGAAACCGUGUGUUUGAUUGUGCUGGACUAACUGUCUGUCUGACCUCUGACCCCAGAGAAACCAUUCCAACCCUAACCGUUUGUUGCCCAUUUACCCACCUGACUUCUGUGCAUGAGUUGGCAGCGAUUUUUGAGUGCCUGAAGGGAUCUGCAUAUCGCUGCAUACUCUCUGCUGUUUGUUUAUUUUUGAGUGUUCUGAAAGAGGAAAAUGGUUAAUCAAGUCCCUUAGCAGCAGCCACAGGUGGAAGUAGUAAUGAAGGUAGAGGGUGAGCAGCCUGCUACCUCCACUCCUACUACUCCUUUGACUGCUACUCAGCGAAGGAAGAAGGAGAUUCAGGAAAGAUUGCAGCAGGAACAGGCCCUGCUUGAAGAGUUGGAGAGACAGGAGGCAGCCAAGCUAGAGGCUGCAACAGAUGCUUCGCGAAAGGAGUAUCUGUUGGAGCAGCUAGACAAGGUUGUGUAUGAUGAACGUUGUGCACAGGUGACAAGGAAUCUGACGGAAUGGGCCAUUAUGGAAAACAAAACCACCAGUUCCUAUUUCACUAACUGGGAUGACCGCAUAGGUCGUCUGGAGCACAGGGUGGAUGACCUGGCAGCUCAACAGUCUAAGAUCCCGACAGCAAUCCAAGAUCUGACUGCUCAGCUGACAGCAGCCAAACUGAUCACUCCCCUGUCUCCUGUCCUCUCAGCAAAACCCAAGCCUUCUCCUUCUCUUCCUUCAACUUCCUCCGGAUCACGUCAUUCUUCCCCUUCACCACCUCCUUCCCAAAAAGCCACAACCCAGCCAUCUUAUGCAUUUGUUGUUGCAGGAGACCAGAGAGGUCCCAAGAUCCCAGUUCCCAACAAGUUCAGAGGGGAUGACCCAAAGACUGAUGUUGGGGACUGGGCUACUGGGACCAAAGCCUACUUGAGGGGCUUUGUCUGUGCAGAGCAGACUAAGGUGGCCACGAUUAUGGGACUGCUGGAGGGACCCGCUUUAAAGUGGGCCACUUCAACUUCCAGCAGUCUGCAGCAGUCCAUGGAGGACUGGGCUUUUGGGCUGGGGGUGGACAGACUUUUGCAGGCCCUAGAGGACCGCUUUGCAGACAAGGAGCAAGCCCGCAAAGCUACUGACAAGAUUGCUCGCUUGGGGCAGCAGCGCUACAGCGGUACCCUGCAGUCCUUGUUUGCAGAGUUCGAGCAACUUACCUCUACCCCUGGGUUGGUCAUGUCCACUGAUGAUCUGCUGACCAACUUCUGCAGGGCUGUGUCUGAGAAGUUUGUUGUGGCCUUGUAUAGCGCUGGGCACAAGGACCGGAGAUCCUUUGGCCGCGCAGCCCUGGACAUGGAGGCAAAACUUCAUGUCCAAGCCCCCUCCUCUGACAAGAGGAAAGGUGCCUUCCCUUGUGGUGAUAGAAAGGGAAAGGCAGCCUUUACACAUGGAGGAUCUGCGUCAGCUUCUUAUUCAGAUUCCCAGGCUGAUACACCAUCAGCUGGGACUGGACCAGCUGCUGAAACCGAUGUCGCAGCGGCCCUGACUCAGGCUGUUUUGGGAUUCCUGCAGCAGCAGAAGAGAUUCUCUCCCACCACAGCCUCAGCCAGUGCAAAGGGGAAGGACAGGGGACGUUGGUCUUCCUCCUCCCAGCGCCCUAAUUUACCCAAAGACGUCCAUAUGCCAACUGACCCACUCAAUCCCUCCACUCUCCCCUAGCAUGACCUCAAGAUCCAGGAGGGAGUGUGGAGAAGAAGAAAGGAACGAGGGGUCUGCCUGCGAUGUGAGGGCCAGACUUUUUAAAGG
Molecule: messenger RNA, 1819 nt
Organism: Chara braunii
Lineage: Eukaryota; Viridiplantae; Streptophyta; Charophyceae; Charales; Characeae
Source: the annotation of a GenBank genome assembly